Molecule: messenger RNA, 1428 nt
Organism: Alternaria ventricosa
Lineage: Eukaryota; Fungi; Ascomycota; Dothideomycetes; Pleosporales; Pleosporaceae
Exons: 4
Coding region: 1-1428 (475 amino acids)
Biological process (GO): signal transduction
Molecular function (GO): protein binding
Source: RefSeq, a predicted model, not a curated record
AUGGCCUACACGACCAAGUACCAUGAGGACUCGGACGCCGAUGACGAGUUUGAGCGCCAGGGCAUCUCUAGCCCGACCCUACCCGCCGAGUACGAGAGCUCCCCCACGAGCUCCGGCCCGCUGAGCACUGAACACACGCCCACCACCUUCACCCAUUCGCGCGACAGCAAGAGCAGCCCGACGGGGCACAUAAUGGAGUGGAACGAGGAUCAGACGGCCGACUUCAUCGCGGAUCUGGGCCUGGAGCAGUACUCGGACACCUUUGCUAACGAGGGCAUCACGGGCGACGUGCUCGCCGCGCUCCAGCAUGCCGAGCUGAAGGAGCUGGGCGUCGGCAGUGUAGGCCACCGCCUGACAAUCCUCAAGGCCGUCUACGAGAUCAAGGUACGGCAGAAUGUGCCCAUGGACCCCGACGACUACGUCCCGCUAUCCGCGGAUACGUCGGCACAGGAAGCGCCGCCAACCCAAGACGACUUCGCCAAGGUCAUUCGCGUAGUCCAGGCGCGCGACGAGCGCAUACACACGGCCGAAUCGGAGCUGCGACAUCUUAGAGAAGACCUCAGCAGGGUCAUGGACGAGAACAAGCGGCUACGAGAGGAGAUCCUGCCACUCGUGCGCAUGCUCAAGGAUAACCAACCCCUGCCUACGCCCCACGAGCACUCCGUCACAUCGCCACCUGCAACUCAAGAGAGAUCUGGUGGCAGCAGUCUUUCGCCAUCUCUCGGUGGUGGCCCGCAACUGUCGCCCAACUCCAUCGCCCAACCCUCCCCGACAUCCCCCGCAUACACACAAGGCCAAGGCCGCCAGUACAACCGCGAAAUACCCCGAAGCGGGCACGACCACGACGGCAACUCAGGGUGGAGUCAAAACACAUGGAAUUCAGACACAACUGCUGUAUCCGACCGCAAUCGCGACCCCCGCGCUACGCCCGCACCACUGUCAUCACGACAGAUGCGAAACAACGCUGCACCAACACCAACCCCCGACGAUCGCGACCCACCACUCUCUGGCGGUUCAAGCUCAAUGAACACAUCCGCAUCCAAUCCCGCAUCCACGCCAUCCACGAACCCGCAAGUUGAAAUCUUCAAAUCGUUCCGAGUCUCAAUCGACGAUCCGUGCCACAAGGUGCUCCCGGUCGCGCUUAAGAAAUACAACAUUACGGCAGACUGGCGCCAGUAUGCCCUGUAUAUUGUACAUGGUGAUCAGGAGCGCUGUCUAGGACUCAACGAGAGGCCGCUGAUAUUGUUCAAACAACUUGACAAGGAAGGCCGGAAACCCAUGUUCAUGCUUAGGAAGCAUGCAGCACCGCAAGAAGGCCAUGUCAGCACUGUGGGCGGAAACGAUGUACGGCCCGUCAAUCCGCAGACAGAGAGCUUCGGGUGGGGUAACCAGAAUAGAGGGACACCCCUGCCCGGAGGCGUUCUGUAG